AGCGGUAUAUGUCAAGGUUACGAUUUCUUCCUAAUAGUAGCGUUCAUAGUCACCAGGUGGAAUUCGUGGACGGGAGAACAUGAAAAUAUUCAGGAAUUGCGCAAUGUAGGCGUUAUCCGGGUGGAUCCAAUUCGAUGACCACGCCCGCUUUAGGCCAACAAACUCUAGUAGAAUUGUGAACCUUCGUGAGGCGACCUCGUUUCGAGAUACGUCGGUCGUUCCCGACAAAAAUUCUCAUGCACAAGCGAGAGAACACUUUACGGAGUUCAGUCGAGUGAGAGUUUAUUAGGAUGGAUAUUUGUAUAGGUUACCGGUCGAUCACACGGUUGUGUCUAUGUGGCACAUACAACGGACAAAUAAUAUAGUGCUUUGAAAAAUUAAAAUGUGAGAUUGUGAGAAAUAGAAGUGAUGUGUGCUUAGAGCAGCGGGAAGGAAUGUGCGUGAGAGGGUGAAUAGAAUGAACAGCGGGCCCUUGCCCCCGGUACCGGAUCUUAUUCCUAUAUCGGCGCUUCGCAAGCGACCACCCUCGAAUAAUAACAGUGACGUGAAUUCGGACGGGGGUCCUCUAGAGUGUGCCCCUUGUGCGUCAAACCGUUCGGAGGUUAUGGGAGAACAGCGCCCUCGACGGCGGUCGGCAAACCAACCUGCCGUCGAACUAAUCGAUAAUACAGGGUCACGUGGUUUGAGCGCCGCCCCACAGGCACCGCUCUCCCGGAAAGUUAGGCCAGAGCGUCAUCGUAAAUCAGACAGACGACGCGAUCGACGCAAAGUUAACAGGACUCGUUCGUGUAGUAAACAUACCAAGCCCCGGGAAGCGAAUAGUUCGACUUCGGUUCCUCAUAAUCCGCGCGUAAAUCCGAUUUUUGUGUGGGUCCGGCAAGAAGAUACACGCAUCGUGGACGUGAAAUGCGAGGAUUACGACAAAAGGAACCGGAUCCUUCUUACGAAAACAGCGCAGGGCUGGCGUGCCAUUCCACGCACCGAAACCCUCGUGCCAACCCUGAAGGAGGCGGUUAGCAAAGAACAACAUCACCACCAUCAUCAUCAUCAUCAUCACCAUCACAAAAAUAAAAAAUCUCGCAAGAGUAAAGUUCGACGACGUUCUACGGGAGUUCAAGUUAGUUCAGACAUCGAACAAGAUUAUGAAGAUCAACAGCAAGACGACAUACAAACGGAAAGGAAAUGCGACGAGGAAAACGAAAUUAUCGCAUCGCCACCGUGGAUGUCUAGUGAUAAUAUUAAUGUGGAAUCUCUUUUACCGUCCCAUACAAUACAAAUCAAGAGGUCAACAAGCUCCCCCGAACAAAACUCUAAUGUAUCGGAUGUGAAUGUAAACAGUGCCGUAAGCGAAUGCGCGCAAUCUCCCAAUAUCAAGUGCAGUGCCGAUAAAAUAUGUGACGUCAGUCCAUUAGAUAAUUUACUAGCCGUUGCUGAAUUAGAAUUUAAACAACAACAGAUUCAAUCAGAAGAAUGGAAUAAAACACCAAACGAAGACGCGAUAGUAACGUUUAAUAAUUUCAGUCAAUCCGAAGAAGAUAAGGAAUUCAUAAAAAAUUUGGAAACGUUAAAUAACCUCAUCGAUUCGGAAAAAUCUAAAUUGGAAUUGUCGAAAGGUGACGAAUCUACGGAAACCAAAUCGGAAGAAUGUGAUUACAACGACGACGACGACAACAACAUAGCCAUGGAUGAUAUACUUUCUAGGUUAGAACAAUCUUUGAGGAGCCCCGAAAACUCCACUUCGAAUCACGAAGCUAAAAAUAAAAUCGAAGAAAUCAUAAAAGAAGUUCAAUCUGAAAACGAACUCAAAUCGGUGGAAAAUUUCGAAAAUUUUUUCGAAGAACCCAAUCCGAAAAACGAACAACACGAAAAAAUUGAUAACGAAACCGAAGAAGAUAAACAGGAAGCGAACGAAUUGAUAAAUUUAGUGGAAUCUUCGACUAACGACGAAGAAGAAGAAGAAGAAGAAGAAGAGGAAAUUCCUAAAGAUUUAUCAAUGAAAAAUAAUGAAUGUACGGAUACCGUCGAAGAACCAACCGAUUUAACUGUUCCUAAACAACUCGUAAGUCCUAGACCUCCCUCACAAAAUUCAGAAGCUAUUCAAUCUCCACAACCUAGUGGAAUACCAGCAGUUCCACAAUCACCCGAUAUCGUAUCAACAACAGUUAACGUAAGUAACAAACCUAAAUUUUUAGAAUCGCUGUUGAUUAAUAAUAAUACGAAAAAUAUAGAAGUAACGAUAACUCCUCAAAGGGAACCGUUAGAUUUGGGCAAAUGUCGAAAAUCUGCCAGUCCUACAGUUACAUGCUCCGAGGAAAUCAAUAAUUCCAAAACGGAAACGGAACCGCCGACAAAAAAAAUCAAAUCUAACGAUAUCACAUUAAAAACCUUAUUAGACGCAGAUAUCAAAAAAACUAAUCUAGAAAACACACAAAACGAAAAAAAUUUUACCAUAGAAACUCCCAAGCUUUUAGAAUUAUUACAAAACGACGCGGAUAUAGAUCCAUUAAUACAAUUAAAACAAUUACUAUCAGAUCCUACGAUAGAUAUACCAGAUCCGUUGUUAGUACCAAAAGAGAAAUUUAGUCAAAUUUUAAUUCAUCCGGGUACCGAAAUUCCGCGACUACUUAAAGAACGACCAGAACUUCGUUUACCGCAAGCUUUAGCUUUUCCACAUAUAAUGCAAGAUCCUAACAUGCUGGUAAUUAAUAUACAUCAUUUAGAAUCUAUUUUAGGCAACAAAAAUACAAUACAAGUAGAAAAUAAUCAUAAAUUUAGUGGGGAGAUUAGAAAACAAGAUAAAACCGAAAAAUCAUCUACAGAUACCAAUCAACAUGGUUCGAAAAAGAAACAAUCUAACGAGAACGUUCAAAAAACAUUCAACGAAUUAGCCAAUGACAUAAAUUCAGCUACUCAAGCUGCUUUUAACCAAAUGUCUUGGUUUCCAUAUAUGAACCAUUUAGAAGCAAUGGCUCUAUCAAACAAUCAAGAUUUUAUGAAAAUGUUGAACUCUGUACAUUUACCUUUUUACAUGAAUCAAAUGCCAGAAUUAUUAUCAGGUAUAAGACCACCUUUAUCCCCGAUGGGAUUCCCAAUGCCUCCACAUAUAAAUUACGGAAAUCCUAUGGAAUUUAAUAUGUGGCAAGAAGCCAUGUUACAAGCGCAAUUACUAAGAAAUAAAACUGCGGAGAACGCCAAUGAACAAAACGCUUUCAAAAACUAUUUAGAAAAAUCAAAUUCGCAAAUUAACAGAAGCUCGAGGUUACAGUCGUCGAAUAAACAUCAGAGUUAUCCGAAUCAGUAUUACAAAAAUGACCAAAACGCAUUCCAAAAUCCUUACGGGAAUUUUAAUUCCUAUCAAACAAAAUCUUCACAUCCGAAACACGUCCAGAAACACGCGUCUAAAAAUUUUCCAUCGCAUCAAAAUUUCGCAAAUUUUUAUUCCCAAAUGUCGGAAAAGAAUCAAUACGCCCAAAAUUUGAAUUCGCAAGAUCAUCUCCAUCAAAACUUUCAACAUUUUAUGCGAAAAGAGACGAACGUAGUACAAAAACAAAAAACGCCUUGUAAAACGUUCACAAAGUCGUCUACACAUCAGGAGCAUCACAAAGAAAGAGGACAUCCAAGCGGAAGUGAUCAGGGUAAACUACCAGCGAGUCAACCUAUUGAUCUAUCCGGUUCAGCGACGUCUGGCGGUAAGCUCAAGGUUAAACAACAUCUCAUCGAUACUGUGAAUACUCCGAAGUUGCUGAAACAACACGACGACGUCCCCGAAGUUGGAAGUACCACGGCGAGUAUAGAAGAAAUGCAAGACGCUCACAAACACUUAUGGCAUCCCUUAUUUGGAAACCAAAAAGGAUACACGAGCCCUUGGAAUUGGACAACAGUGACCGCUACUGGAGAAUAACACAGGCCUCAACCUCCACAUCAGAACUGGAGGUCGAAUUCUUCAUACCAAUACCAUCAAGGUGUCAAUAACUUAGAUGCCUCUUUCACAGGGUUAGACUUUGACUUAUUUUCAAAGUAAGAAAUACACAAUUAUUAGGAAA
Messenger RNA from Diorhabda carinulata, 4043 nucleotides. Its product is annotated as putative leucine-rich repeat-containing protein DDB_G0290503. The coding region runs from base 458 to 3901 and encodes 1147 amino acids. The transcript has 2 exons. Lineage: Eukaryota; Metazoa; Arthropoda; Insecta; Coleoptera; Chrysomelidae. The record is from RefSeq and is a predicted model, not a curated record.